AUGCGUACUUACGACGACUCCUUCAGCGGCCAGAAGAUCUACCCUGGCAAGGGCAAGCUGUUCGUCCGUGGCGACAGCAAGAUCUUCCGCUUCCAGCGUGGAAAGUCCGAGUCCCUUUUCCUCCAGCGCAAGAACCCCCGCCGCAUCGCAUGGACUGUUCUCUUCCGUCGCCAGCACCGCAAGGGUAUCUCUGAGGAGGUCGCCAAGAAGCGCACUCGCCGUGUUGUCAAGAACCAGCGUGGUAUCGUUGGUGCUUCCCUCGAUGUGAUCAAGGAGCGCCGCUCCCAGCGCCCCGAGGCCCGUGAGGCUGCUCGCAAGCAGGCCAUCAAGGACGCCAAGGAGAAGAAGGCUGCUUCCGCCAGCGCCAAGAAGGCCGAGAAGGCCAAGACCGCCGCCUCCAAGGGCGGUGCCCAGCGCAUCCAGAGCAAGCAGGGUGCUAAGGGCUCUGCCCCCAAGGUCGCCGCCAAGUCCCGCUAA
Penicillium concentricum is the source of this 477-nucleotide messenger RNA. RefSeq names its product 60S ribosomal protein eL24. The transcript has 3 exons. Gene Ontology annotation, molecular function: structural constituent of ribosome; mRNA binding. NCBI's taxonomy places the organism in Eukaryota, Fungi, Ascomycota, Eurotiomycetes, Eurotiales, Aspergillaceae. Gene Ontology annotation, biological process: cytoplasmic translation. Gene Ontology annotation, cellular component: cytosolic large ribosomal subunit. Bases 1 to 477 code for a protein of 158 amino acids. The record is from RefSeq and is a predicted model, not a curated record.